Messenger RNA from Merops nubicus (carmine bee-eater), 1827 nucleotides. RefSeq names its product glutamate receptor, ionotropic, AMPA 2 (gene GRIA2). The annotation marks the transcript as partial. Gene Ontology annotation, cellular component: postsynaptic membrane; plasma membrane; AMPA glutamate receptor complex. Gene Ontology annotation, molecular function: transmitter-gated monoatomic ion channel activity involved in regulation of postsynaptic membrane potential; AMPA glutamate receptor activity. NCBI's taxonomy places the organism in Eukaryota, Metazoa, Chordata, Aves, Coraciiformes, Meropidae. The transcript has 10 exons. The record is from RefSeq and is a predicted model, not a curated record. Gene Ontology annotation, biological process: modulation of chemical synaptic transmission; monoatomic ion transport; synaptic transmission, glutamatergic.
UUAUCCUCCCUAGUCUGCUCCCAGUUUUCAAGAGGAGUCUUUGCUAUUUUUGGAUUCUAUGACAAGAAGUCUGUAAAUACCAUAACAUCGUUCUGUGGGACUCUUCAUGUCUCCUUCAUAACUCCCAGCUUCCCAACAGAUGGAACACAUCCCUUUGUCAUUCAGAUGAGACCAGACCUCAAGGGAGCUCUUCUUAGCUUGAUUGAAUACUAUCAGUGGACCAAGUUUGCCUAUUUAUAUGACAGCGACAGGGGCUUAUCAACUUUACAAGCUGUGCUGGAUUCUGCUGCUGAAAAGAAAUGGCAAGUGACUGCUAUCAAUGUAGGAAAUAUUAACAAUGACAGAAAAGAUGAAACUUACCGUUCACUGUUUCAAGACCUAGAAGUAAAAAAGGAAAGGCGAGUGAUUUUGGACUGUGAGCGUGAUAAAGUCAACGACAUUGUUGAUCAGGUUAUCACAAUUGGUAAACAUGUUAAAGGAUACCAUUACAUCAUUGCAAAUCUGGGAUUUACAGAUGGAGAUUUAUCAAAAAUUCAGUUUGGAGGGGCUAACGUCUCAGGAUUUCAGAUAGUUGACUAUGAUGAUCCUCUGGUAUCAAAAUUUAUACAACGUUGGUCAACACUGGAGGAGAAAGAAUAUCCUGGUGCACACACUAGUACAAUUAAGUAUACAUCUGCUCUGACCUAUGAUGCUGUCCAAGUUAUGACAGAAGCUUUCCGUAAUUUGCGUAAACAGAGGAUUGAGAUCUCCAGAAGAGGAAAUGCUGGAGAUUGUCUUGCAAAUCCAGCUGUACCCUGGGGUCAUGGUGUAGAAAUAGAAAGGGCAUUGAAACAGGUUCAGGUGGAAGGUCUAACAGGGAAUAUAAAGUUUGAUCAGAAUGGAAAGAGAAUCAAUUUUACAAUAAACGUCAUGGAACUGAAAAGUACUGGUCCUCGGAAGAUUGGAUAUUGGAGUGAAGUGGACAAAAUGGUUGUGAAUCCUCUUGAUGGACCUCUUGGAAAUGAAUCUUCAGGACUAGAGAAUAAGACUAUUAUUGUCACCACUAUUUUGGAGUCCCCCUACGUCAUGAUGAAGAAAAAUCAUGAAAUGCUUGAAGGAAACGAUCGAUAUGAGGGCUAUUGUGUGGACUUAGCUACAGAAAUUGCUAAACACUGUGGAUUCAAAUAUAAGCUCACAAUUGUUGGGGAUGGCAAGUAUGGGGCAAGGGAUGCAGACACGAAAAUCUGGAAUGGGAUGGUUGGAGAACUUGUUUAUGGGAAGGCCGAUAUUGCAAUUGCUCCCUUAACUAUAACGUUGGUGAGAGAAGAGGUGAUUGACUUCUCAAAGCCCUUUAUGAGCCUGGGGAUAUCAAUAAUGAUCAAGAAGCCUCAGAAGUCCAAGCCAGGAGUGUUUUCAUUUCUUGAUCCAUUAGCAUAUGAGAUCUGGAUGUGCAUUGUUUUUGCCUACAUUGGGGUCAGUGUAGUUUUAUUCCUGGUCAGCAGAUUUAGCCCAUACGAGUGGCACACUGAGGAAUUUGAAGAUGGAAGAGAAACGCAAACUAAUGAGUCAACUAAUGAAUUUGGGAUAUUUAAUAGUCUCUGGUUUUCCCUGGGUGCCUUUAUGCAGCAAGGAUGCGAUAUUUCGCCAAGAUCCCUGUCUGGGCGCAUUGUUGGAGGUGUGUGGUGGUUCUUUACCCUCAUCAUAAUCUCAUCCUACACGGCUAACUUAGCUGCCUUCCUGACGGUUGAGAGGAUGGUGUCUCCCAUUGAAAGUGCAGAGGAUCUUUCCAAGCAAACAGAAAUUGCUUAUGGAACAUUAGAUUCUGGCUCCACUAAAGAGUUUUUUAGG